Messenger RNA from Lolium rigidum, 1988 nucleotides. RefSeq names its product peptidyl-prolyl cis-trans isomerase FKBP43-like. Bases 41 to 1720 code for a protein of 559 amino acids. The record is from RefSeq and is a predicted model, not a curated record. NCBI's taxonomy places the organism in Eukaryota, Viridiplantae, Streptophyta, Magnoliopsida, Poales, Poaceae. Gene Ontology annotation, molecular function: peptidyl-prolyl cis-trans isomerase activity. The transcript is spliced from 12 exons.
GUCGCAGGCCGCCUCCUCCUGAUUCCGGCAGCCCCUCCUUAUGGCGUUCUGGGGCGUGGAGGUGAAGCCCGGGAAGCCCUACACCCACCGCUACCAGUCGUCCCAUGGCCGUCUCAGGAUUUCCCAGGCUACACUGGGCAGCUGCGAUGCCGCUAAAAGGUCGGUGCUGCAAUGCGUUGUUGGUAACAAGGCACCCAUCAUAGUCUGUAGCCUGAAUCCUCGAUUGGCUGAGAUGUGCCAUCUUGAGAUUGAGUUGGAGGAGGUCGAUGAGGUUCUGUUUUCAGUGCUUGGUCCGAGUUCCGUGCAUCUCUCUGGGUAUUACCUCCGGCCAAGCAGCAGGAGCGGCGCAGGAGACGAUGAAUCAGAAUCUUAUGGAGAGGAUGUUGGAGAGUCUGAUACAGAUCGAGACUAUGAUGAGAGUGAGGACAGUUACGAAUCUGACUUUAUUGAUGAUGGUGACGAUGAAGUACCUGAGGACAAUGAUGUUUCUGAAUCUAUGGAUGAUGGGGAUGUAUGCUCCUCCCCUGAUAGCCACAAGACAGGUAUGUUGUCCUCUGAAAAACAUGCUGGUAAGGUUAAACGACUGCGACGCUCAAAGAAGAAGCACCAAGUUGAUAGCACCGACGACGAGAUUGAAGAUUCUUCAUGCAAGCCAACCGCCAGGCACAAUUUCCGUUCAAUAUUUGAUAGUGGCAGUGAAGAUGAAGACUUGCCAGCUAACAAAACUAAUGCAUCUGAAGAGCAUGCUAGUAAGGUUAAACGACGGCAACACUUAAAGAAGAAGCACCAAGUUGACAGCACCGAGGACGAGAUUGAAGAUUCUUCAUGCAAGCCAACCACCAGGCACAAUUUCCAUUCAAUAUUUGAUAGUUGCAGUGAAGAUGAAGACUUUUUGGCCAAAGAGGAAGACUUGCCAGCUAACAAAACUAAUGCAUCUGAAGAGCAUGCUGAUAAGGUUAAAAGAGGGCGGCGCUUAAACAAGAAGCACCAAGUUGACAGCAUCGACGGAAAGAUUGAAGAUUCUUCAUGCAAGCCAGCUUUCAGGCGCAAACCUUGUUCAAUAUUUGAUAGUGGCAGCGAAGAUGAAGAUUUUUUGGCCAAAGAGGAAGUUUUGCCUUCUCUGUCUGAGAAAACUAAUGGUAAAGUUUCCAAGGAAAACAAACCUGGAAAUGUUGCCUCAAAGGAGGAGACCAAAAAGAAGAGCAGAAAUGACAGGAAAAGAAAAAGUGAUACCAUCGAUCAGGAUCCUGCAUCCCCAAUGGACGAAACAGAGGUCAAUGGGUCAUCAGUUCCAAAACAAGAAGCUGAAUUGAAAAAGAAGUCCAAGAAAAAGAAGAGAACUGCAUCAGAGGCAGAUGAUGGAAAGCAUUCCAACAACAUUAGAACACUUGAAAAUGGGCUGGUCAUAGAAGAUCUGUCAGCAGGGAAACAAGAUGCAAAAGUGGCUUCAAAUGGCAGCAAGGUUUAUAUCAAUUAUGUUGGCAAGCUGCAGAAUGGGAAAACCGUUCAUCCUAAUGCUAAGGAAAAGCCCUACAAGUUUAAGCUCGGUUCUGAGAAAGUGAUCCCUGGAUGGAAUCUUGGUAUUGAUGGUAUGCACGUCGGCGACAAAAGGAGGCUAACUGUCCCUCCAUCCCUGUGUGAGAACGGCGGUAAAUUAUUUGAACAAGUGCCCAAGAAGAAAACAAUCUUCUACGAAGUCGAGCUGGUGAAAGUCAAGUGAAAAGCGAGCUUCUUGUUCCUGUUUUGUGCGGAAGGCAGGAGGAUUUUUUUGUCCUAGCUAGGGAUGGUGGUUGCAUAGUUUGUUGUUCACAGGCCAUGCGUUUUUGGUUGACGGAAUCAUUCUGCAGUCACAUCAUGCAGAAGUGGAGAGUUUGUUAAGGUUUUCGUGAAGCAUUCGAGGUAGCAAAUACUAGAUCAGUUUGCGUGAUGCUGCUACUGCAAUCUCCAAAUGUGAGGAUCUUGUUCCUGUCAGUGUGACAUUUCUGUGU